UUUCUUUAAGAAAGUGUAAAAAUGAGACGAAUAACAAGUUUUCUUUUAUUAUCAUUGUUAUUAUUACUGGGUGGAAGUGUGGGACCUAUUAAAAAUUUUUUCUUCGCCAAUGAGGAAAAUUCAAAAAUGGGAAAUUUGAUUACACCUACUUCAAGUGAUGUAACAUAUAAUUUAAAUAGUACAGCACCUGCGAAGAUAGUAAAGCAAAACGGCAUUUCACAUUCAAAGUCAGAGAUAAAAAAAGAGGCUACAAUAGAUGACCUAAUUAAAAAACCAAUUGACGAAUUCUUUGAUUUCGAAAUUGGUUAUGAUGCAAUUAAUAUUCGAUUUCUUGAUAUUAACAAUUUCAUCCCCGACAAAAGAUAUGAAGCAAGUCUUCUCACUGAGAAUAAUAUUCAACACUAUUGGAACAUUUAUAAUGAUAACAACAAAAUGUCACAUGUCAUCUAUGGUCUCAAGCCAGGAGAAAAAAUCACCUUUAAAUUAAGCAUUAAAGAAAACUUUAAUGAUCUUGUUGUCAAAGAGAAAAAAAUUACAACUAUUUUUCCCGAAAUGAAACCUAGUAGGCCUGAAGGUCCACUCAUAGUGGUAAAUAAAACGGAUACAACAUGCGAAAUAAUGUGGAAGAAAUCUAACAGUGAUAAUAAAUAUCUUGAAAAAUAUUAUAUCUCUGAUGGCCAAAAUAAGUAUCCAAUGUAUUCAGCCCGAAAUGAAAUACGUGAUACGAUUACUGGUCUCAUUCCUGGAUCUGAUAACACAAUUUCUGUAUAUGCUGAAAAUAAUAUUGGAAAAUCAGAACCAAUAUCAGUGAAUUGCCAUACUAAUUCUGAAAGUUAAAAAAAAAGAAAAUUAAAAUUAGGUGGGAAACUGAAAAUUAAAAGUAAAAUUGAAAAAAAUCGAACUAUUUAAGAAAAAAAUUUAAUUAUCGGAAUAAAAUAUGAUUUUAUUUUUCACAUUUGUUUUAAAUCGAAGGAAAAAAAAUUUUUUAAUAAAUAAUACACUUUUUGUCUAUCUGCAAAAUGUGGACUAUUUUUUUUAACAACCAAAAAAUUGUCCUUACAAAAAGUUACUUUACAAAAAAA
Molecule: messenger RNA, 1082 nt
Organism: Leptopilina heterotoma
Lineage: Eukaryota; Metazoa; Arthropoda; Insecta; Hymenoptera; Figitidae
Product: titin-like
Exons: 4
Coding region: 22-837 (271 amino acids)
Molecular function (GO): protein binding
Source: RefSeq, a predicted model, not a curated record